Closterium sp. Naga37s-1 is the source of this 3312-nucleotide messenger RNA. Lineage: Eukaryota; Viridiplantae; Streptophyta; Zygnematophyceae; Desmidiales; Closteriaceae. The record is from the annotation of a GenBank genome assembly.
AUGACCUAUUACCGCGCGCGCGGACACCCCCUCGAUUCCCUCGUCGACCUCUCGCACCUCUCCUCCCUGCCCUCGCCCGCACACCCCUCCGCGCCCACCCGCAACGCACAUGCGCUCGCGCAGCGGUCCCGCGUGGACAUAGGCGGGUCAGUGGAGGGUAGCACAGCAGCACCAGCAGCAACCGCUGCCACUGCUCCACCUGCCCCCACUCACCACGCCUUCUCCCGCACUUCCUCCUCCUCUAAUCCCACAGCCCUCCACCCAUCAUCCACCCCAUCCCCCCUCUCCCCCCGCACUCACUUCGUCCCGCUCUCCUCCCCUUCUUGCCCGCACCCUGCCCUGCCCCUCUCCCCCUCCCCCACAUACGACCUCCCUAUUGCGCAUUACAGCUCCUCUCCCUCCGCCAGUGCUUCCCCCUUUCCCCCUGCGCGCAGCCCCUUCUCCCCCCCGUCCGCAGAGCUCCUGGCAGGCGCAGCAGCGAGAGGGGCGGGCAGGGCGGGCAGGGAGGGGGGCAUGGCGCGGGGAGGGGCGGAGCAGCUGUGGCGGGAGCGGGUCCUGGCAGCAGCAGGGGCGGCAGGGGGGGCUGCGCCCUCCGCUGCCCCCCCACCAGCAGCACUGGCGGUGGGGGGGGCAGGUGGGGCGGGGGAGUUGGUGGUGGGAGGACAGAGAGUGGACGCGGGGGGGCUGCUGGGGGGAGUGAUGGCGCAGAGGCGCGCAGUGGGAGGAGGGGGGAGAGGGGGGGCAGGGGGUGUAGGUGGAAUUGGGGCAUGGUAUGGGGUGGGCGGGGCAGGGGGGCUGGGGGGCGAACAGUAUGGGGAUGGGUACGGGGAGGCGCAUAAGAGGAGGCGGAGGGGGGUGGUGGGGUUGGCGGUGGGAGCAGCGGAGCAGGUGUGGCGGUGGUGGCUCGAGGCAGAGUGGGUGAGGGACUGGGCGAGGGACGGCAGAGAAGGCAGGGAGCAGAGAGACGGCAGGGAAGAGAGGGAUGGGAGAGAGGGGAGAGAGGGGAGAGAGGGCAGGGAGGGGAGGGAGGGGAGGGGUGCACGGAGAAGGCAGGUGGCGAUGGUGGGGUUGGGUGCGGUGGGCGGCUGUGUGCUUCUGGGGCUGCUGCUGCUGCUGCUGCUGCUUGCUAGCCCGUCCCUGCCCUCCACUCGCAAGGUGGGCCACCUGCGUGUGCUGCUGCCCACUCGUGCCUUGCUGCUGCCCCUGCUUGCACCACACUGCUGCCAUCCCUCCCAUGCUGCCGCCACACUCUCGCAGUCGCAGGCGGCAGGAGAACCCUCGCCCCGGGCGGCAUCAGGAGCAGCAGCGGCCGAAGGUGACCCCUCGCCCCGGGCGGUGUCAGGCAGCACAGCAGCAGCGGUGCACUCUGACCUGCUGCUGCACUCGCAGGAGGACUUGGCGCGCCUGGAGGGCGCGGAGGAGGGGCAGUCGUGCUGGGCGCUGCACGAGCGCCCGCUGCUCCUCCCGCCCUCGCCCCACUCGCCCUCCCCCGCGCUGCUCUCCGCUCUCCGCGCCUACGAGCGCAUGCACGAGGAGUGUGUGGCGGGCGUGCAGAGCUGGGAGGCACACGCAGAGAAACUGGAGGCGCCACGAAGCACAUGCAGCUACCUGGUGUGGUACGAGCCACAGACGCGCCCCAGUGUGGCGCAGCGCCUGCUGUCGCUGCUGUCCGCCUUCCUCUAUGCGCUGCUCACCCACCGCGCCCUGCUAGUUGACACUCACGGCGACCUGCCCAGUCUGCUGUGCAACCCCUUCCCGCGCUCCUCCUGGUGGCUGCCCGCGGGCCUGCCAGAGCAUUUCCGCCUGCACCCGCCGCACCAGGGCGAGUGGGUCAACGGAAGCACCAGCAACAGCUUCUUCGCUCCACUCAACCGCAGGGACGUGGCGACCAUCUACUUUGAGGCACAGGGCUACCCAUGGGACGAGCAGUUCUUCUGCUCCUCCAUGCAGACCCAGCUGGCCCGCAACGCCACGUGGCUCGCCAUGCUCUCCGACCAGCACCUGCUGCCCUCGCUCUUCCUGCUGCCCGCCUUCCACCGCCCGCUGCACCGCCUCUUCCCCUCCCGCGUGCUGCUGCACCCGCUCGCGCGCUACCUGCUGCUGCCCGCCAACGCCGUGUGGGAGCGCGCGCUCAGGGCGCACCAGGGGCACCUCGCGCACGCGUGGCGGUCCGUGGGCGUGCAGCUUGCAAGUGGGGGGAGCGUGGCAGCGAGGGAGGCGAUAAGAGAGCAAGCCCUGGAGUGUGGCAUGUCACACGGCGUGCUACCGCUGCCCCUGGCGCCCUCGCAGCUGGCCGCUUUCCUCAACCACUCCUCCCGCGCUCGCCACCUCUCCCUCUCCUCCCGCUCCCUGCUGGAUGGGGCCGGAGAGGAGGGGAAGGAGGGCGGCGAAGGGGGAGGGCAGGGGGAUGGGCAGGGGGAAGCCAAGGGGGAGGGGAAGGGGGAAGGGGCGAGUGGAAGGGUGGGCAGGAGCGGGGGGAGCAGUCCUCAGCGGCGACGGUUUGGGCUAUUCUCUCGCCCGCGACGGGGCGAGGAGGCAAGGGCGGCAUCACACAAGAAAGAGGGGAAGGGGGGAGCUGGCGUGGGUGCAGGCGGGCAGACAAGAGUACAGAGCGGGGAAGCAAGCUCGAUCUCUCAUGAUGCUGCUGGCGCUGGUGGUGACAGUGAGGGCGAAACCAGGAGCAGCAGCAGCGGCGGGGUGGUGAGGGGGAGGGCGAGGGCGCGGGUGGUGGCAGUGUUUGUGGCGGCGGACAGCUUCGCGGCGUUCAAGUUCUUCAAACGCGCCUACGCGCAGUGGCCCACUGAGGACCACAGUGUGGUGGCGGUGCAUGCUGAGGUGGAGGAUGACUCGGAGGAGCGCCUGCUGUCGGCCAAUCAGAUGGAGAUGCUGCGAAUCUGGCUGCUCAGCACGUGCCAGGUCAUCAUUGCCAGCCCGGCAUCAGCAGAGGGCUAUCUAGCCAGCGGCCUUGCCGGCCGCCCUCCCUUCCUGCUCUCACCCCCUCUUCCCACCACCGCCACCACCGAGAGUCACAACGGCGACCCAGCAGCAGCAGCAGUAGUGGCAGCCGCAGCAGCAACAGGAGGGGUGGGGCAGGGCGGGUGCACGCGCAGUUGGUCAACAGAGGGGUGUCACCUGGGGGCGCCACUGUCCCUCAUAUGCUCAUCAUACCCGCGUGGGGACGGGUCGGCCGGGGUGAGGGAGCGAGGGCACCGCUCCACCGACCCGGCACGCUGGCUGCCCUUCCUGCGCCGCUGCCCCGACCACCCCCAGGGACUCACCCUACUGCCCAAGCUCACUCACCCUGACCCAUGA